AUGCCAGACCGCUUGAAUAAAUUAACCUCGCUGAGCUGGCACGAUCCAGUCAACGCUUGGCUCGCGGAGGAUGGUCAACAAUGCGCACCGUCGAGCUCACGCAUGUACAGGUGGGGAGGGAUUGAAUGUGAGGUGAAGAUGGCCCGGAAAGACCGAAUUGACAACAAAAGUGCAGGAUUUGAUACCCAAUCUCCUGCCUCAAUCCAAAUAGCUGGCGAACUAGACGACCUACUCAUGUCCUUCCAGGAGACUUGGCACGAUGAUGCUUCGUGGGAUGAGAAUCCUCGCCACCGAUACGCGGUUUAUUAA
Molecule: messenger RNA, 309 nt
Organism: Protopolystoma xenopodis
Lineage: Eukaryota; Metazoa; Platyhelminthes; Monogenea; Polystomatidea; Polystomatidae
Source: the annotation of a GenBank genome assembly